GCGCGCGCACCAUGAACCCUCCUCGCGUGCGGAGCGGCGGACACCUGAGGCGGUUCUCGAGAAGGUUCGAUAAAACCUCAUACCGGAACUGGGUUGUGCGGAAAUGUCGGUCGUUCCGCAGCUCGUCAAAAUCGGGAUUUCGCUGAAGAUGCUUCCCAACAACACCGCCGUCUACUUCAAGUCUGACGGCGGCAGGUUCGGCCAAACCCGAACCAUCAAGCUGCUGACCGGGUCCAAGUACAAGAUCCAGGUGGUGGUUAAACCCGGAGCCGUCGAGGCCACGUCGAUGAGCUUGGGCGGAGUCACCUUCGCCCUGGAGCAGCAGUCCAAAGAUCCACAGUCGGUGGUCUACACGGCUCUCUACGACACCGAGGGGAUGGCCCACACCAAGAGUGGGGAGAGGCAACCUGUUCAGAUCAGCAUACAGUUCACGGAGGCGGGCGUGUUUGAGACGGUGUGGCAGGUGAAGUACUACAACUACAACAAGCGGGACCACUGCCAGUGGGGGAACAGCUUCAACAGCAUCGACUACGAGUGCAAACCCAACGACACGCGCACGCUCAUGUGGAUCAACAAGGAGACCUUUAUGUGAAGAGGGCGGGGGGGGGGAAAUCCAAGUUGUGUUUGUAUGUGUGUGUGUUUACCUGGCCACGCCCCUUUUUAGUCAGCUUCAACUUGGGGUGUGCCUAUACAACUUUUUCCCUUACAAUACUGGAGCCUUGAGUAUUUCCCCCACAUUGAUCCGAUACGAUAUCGACAAGAAUCAAACAUACUUUUGUUUUGUAGUGGGGAAUGUUAGACUAACACUAAACUGUUCAUUAUUAACUGUCUGGAAUGGACUCGUGCUGUCAUUAAGUUGAAGUGGAGUGGUCAUUUUUUUUGUUUUUUUGGCGACACCUCAAGCUAAGCUCACGAGAUUGUAAGCAGAAUGGUGCGGACACGUUUGUUACUGGAUACCUUCUUAUACCCUACUGCCUUGGAGACUUUGUUUUUUCUAAAAUAAACUUAUAUCAAAUAGAAGGAGGAAAGAUCACAAAACAAACAACACACACUACGACUACUACUAAUAAUAAUAAUAAUAACAAUAAUAGAUUUUAUUUAUAAAAAGCACUUUACAUUGAGUAAACAACCUCAAAGUGCUACAGUGUAUUAAAACAAUAAAAAUGUGAAAUUAAUAAAUAAAAACUAGAACAGCCAAAUAGCUAAAACUAGUUUGCAUACAUCUAAAAAAAAGUAUUUUUAAAAAAGAAGGGUUUUCAAGCCUUUUUUAAAAGCAUUCUCAGUCUGUGGUGCCCUCAGGUGGUCAGGGAGAGCGUUCCACAGACUGAGAGCGGCGGCGCAGAAAGCCCGGUCUCCCAUUGUUCGUAGCUUUGUCCUCGGAGGUUGGAGGAGGUUAGCCUGUCCGGAGCGGAGGUGUCGUGUGGAGGAUUUGGGGGUGAGUACUUUGAGGUAGAGGGGGGCAUUUCCAUGGAGGCACUGGUGGGUUAGUAGGGAGACUUUGAAUUCAAUCCUGAGUGGAACAGGAAGCCAGUGAAGGGAUUUUAGAUCCUAGCAGCACUAUUCUGUAUGUAUUGUAGCUUCUGGAUGUUUUUGCUGGGGAUCCCAACAAGAAGUGCGUUUCAGGGAAUACUACGAGGGAAUAAUGAACAACAAAUCAAUGAUUGGAGUGACAAACCCAAUAAUGAUAAUAUGAAAACGUGUGUUUUUUAGCGCUUUUUGCAAAUGUAUUAAAAAUAAAAACGAAGAAAUCACAUUUACAUAAUUAUUCACCGCCUUUGCUCAAUACUUUAAUGAUGCACCUUUGGCAGAAAAGUCUUUUAAAAUACGAUGCCACAAGCUUGUCACACCUGGCAGUUUCGCCCAUUGAUAUUGGAUGAGAAGGGUUGGUUUUUAUCCAGCAUGUCUCUGUACAUUGCUGCAUUCAUCUUUCCCUCUAUCCUGACUAGUCUCCCAGUUCCAUUUGCAAAAAGCUUUAAAAAAAUAAAUUUCACAUUGUGUGUAGGAUUUUGAGGACAAAAAUGAGUGCAUUCCAUUUUGGGAAUACGGCUGUAACAUCACAAAAUGUGGGAAAAGUACAGCGGUGUAAAUACUUUCCGGAUGCCCUGUAUACAGUAUGUGACGGAAGCUGCCAAAGCAACGUUAUGCAUGUGUGGUUUACUGCGCGGCCUUUGGUCCGCUGACAAAAAAUAGUAGCGUGAACACUAAACCAACCGCACCAAAGUAUGAGCCAAGUAUUUAUUUUAUUUUGGUCCGUAACAGAAUGCUGCACCCCAAGAGUGAAUGCAGCCGAAAUGACUACAUUAGGUGACUGUGUUAGUAUAGCAUAAAUGUAUAAAUGGCCAAAAAAAAUAUAUAUAUAUAUAAAUAUCAGUAAUUGACUCUUAAGAAAAAUAUUAAAGGUAAUGGAGUCAUACUUUUUUGAAAGUUACUUCUUUGCUUUUGUUGGUCAGUGAAAGAAAUAUGCUCCGACCUGGGGUUAAGUCAAAUUGAACCAUAAACAAAGAGAGACAAUCUAAUCUCGGUCGUAAUGUUGUGUUAUGUUGGCAGAACCAUGUUAUUAUGACGAUGCAUUGUCGUCACUGUCGAACUUGUGUGACCUGCGCCUGGGGAAAAAAACAACUUCCCUGUUUGUUGGUACUUUUCCGGACGGUAUCAUGACCUUUUAUGACAGUUUGUGACGAUAUGCUUCAGUUUUCGGUGUUUGUGUUCGGUCUACCUCUUCCAAUGGCUGUAAUACCAACAAGGUAAAUGUUCAAAGGAUAAAUGUAUGUCAAGUCUUUAUAUAUGUGUGUGCGUGUAUGUAUAUGUAUAUAUAUAUAUAUAUAUAUAUG
Molecule: messenger RNA, 2831 nt
Organism: Nerophis lumbriciformis (worm pipefish)
Lineage: Eukaryota; Metazoa; Chordata; Actinopteri; Syngnathiformes; Syngnathidae
Gene: cnrip1b
Product: cannabinoid receptor interacting protein 1b
Biological process (GO): negative regulation of signaling receptor activity
Cellular component (GO): plasma membrane
Molecular function (GO): type 1 cannabinoid receptor binding
Source: RefSeq, a predicted model, not a curated record